CUACUGGUUGGAGGAGAGAGCCUCACCACCGGCCAUGGCGGCUGCCAGCCUCAGCCGAUCCGCGACAUUCCUGUCCGGGUGAGUCCAACCGCUUCGCUCCUCUCGCUAAACAACCCAAAAGCUUAAGCACAAGCACAGCACAGCUGCACAGGUGAAGGAGAGAGGAGGAGGAGAAAAAGUUCGGUGUUGUGUUGUGCUGUGCUGUGUGCUGCGCGAGCUUCUUUCUUCCCAUCUCCCUCCCUUCCUCUUCCUCGCCACCACCAAACCCUCCUCCGAUCCAAACCUUUCCCUCUCUCGCAUGCCGGCGCGCUCCCCGAGGUGGCGGCGCUGCUGACAGGAGGACACGGUUGGGAAGGGGGUGGGAACGCCGCCCCCCGACCAUGGGCGGCGUCACGUCCACCAUCGCCGCGCGCUUCGCCUUCUUCCCGCCCACGCCGCCGUCCUACACCGUCUCCGCCGACCCCGCCACGGGCCGCCUCCUCAUCCCCGAGAUCUCCCGCCCGCCCGCGCGCCGCCGGCGGAGGGACGGCGCCAGGGACGCCUCGGCGUCGGGCGCCGGCGCCGGCGCCGCCGCGCCCGCCGAGGACGAGGACGGCACGGAGGUGGUGCGCCUCCGCACGCGGCGCGGGAACGAGAUCGUCGGGGUGCACGUGCGCCACGAGCGGGCCUCCGCCACGCUGCUCUACUCCCACGGCAACGCCGCGGACCUCGGCCAGAUGUACGGCCUCUUCGUCGAGCUCAGCCGCCGCCUCCGCGUCAAUCUCUUCGGGUAUGAUUAUUCUGGAUAUGGGAGGUCUACAGGGAAGCCCACUGAGUGUAAUACAUAUGCAGACAUUGAAGCAGCAUAUAACUGCCUCAAGGAAAAAUAUGGUGUCUCAGAUGAGGAUAUAAUCUUGUAUGGUCAAUCUGUUGGUAGUGGUCCAACCAUUGAUCUUGCUUCACGAUUGCCAAAUCUGCGAGGUGUGGUUUUGCAUAGUCCCAUUCUGUCUGGGUUAAGAGUACUAUAUCCAGUCAAAAGGACAUAUUGGUUUGACAUUUACAAGAAUAUCGACAAAAUUGGCCUCGUAAAUUGCCCAGUGCUCGUCAUUCAUGGUACGUCAGAUGAUGUCGUUGACUGUUCCCACGGAAAGCAGCUGUGGGAACUUUGCAAGGUAAAAUAUUCACCAUUGUGGCUAACUGGUGGUGGUCACUGCAAUCUUGAGCUUUAUCCUGAUUAUAUCAAGCACUUGAAGAAGUUUGUGUCAAGCCUUGGCAAAAAAUCGUCAAAACCUGACCUGAAAGAGGUAACAGUGAAGGAGGGUACUUCUAGUAAAGAUGCUGAACCUGCAAGCUCUGACAAGCCCCAAGAAGCUCCAAAAUGCGCCCAGAUCUCGCGAAAGAGCUUAGAUAGUCGAGUUGGAAAAUCAAAAACUGUGGAUGUUCCUGAAAAGCCACGAAUGAGCUCAGAUGAUGUCGACAAGUUCAGGAGGAGAAGAUGUUUGGUAUGGUGAUAUAUGAUGCGAUCCUCUGCGUAGUUCAUGUAGCAGUAGCUGAAUACAAUAGCAUGAAAAUCGAGCAACUGUAUUACUUCGUAUAGCGAGGAACAUACCAGCAGUUCAAGCAGUUCUCACAGGGCAGGGAUAAGAACUGUUUAAUAAGGGAGAAGGAUCAGCGCUGCUGGAGCAAAUUAUCACCCAUCAAUGAACUGAAUCUCAACAAUGGUAACAUCAUCGGUAAAUUAACACGUAUGCCAUCAUCCUGUUUUGCAACACUAGUAGGAUUUCCAUCAUGUAAAAGUGUACCAUUAUUGUCUGUAAUCACGAGGGACAAAAACUGAAAAAAAUUGCUGCCGCUUUGUGCACAGUCUAAAGCCUCGACACAAGGGCAAGAUAUUCUAGCCUGUGU
Molecule: messenger RNA, 1884 nt
Organism: Oryza brachyantha (malo sina)
Lineage: Eukaryota; Viridiplantae; Streptophyta; Magnoliopsida; Poales; Poaceae
Product: alpha/beta hydrolase domain-containing protein 17C-like
Exons: 5
Coding region: 381-1490 (369 amino acids)
Source: RefSeq, a predicted model, not a curated record